This is a messenger RNA of Temnothorax curvispinosus, 1729 nucleotides long. RefSeq names its product glutamine synthetase 2 cytoplasmic-like. The transcript is spliced from 3 exons. The coding region runs from base 40 to 1149 and encodes 369 amino acids. Gene Ontology annotation, molecular function: glutamine synthetase activity. Gene Ontology annotation, cellular component: cytoplasm. The record is from RefSeq and is a predicted model, not a curated record. NCBI's taxonomy places the organism in Eukaryota, Metazoa, Arthropoda, Insecta, Hymenoptera, Formicidae.
UUUUAUUAAUCUUUAAUAUUUUUUUGUUAUAGUACCACUAUGUCGCGCAGUAUGUUGAAGGAUUCGCCGAAUGCGGCGUUGGACAAGACUUUGUUGCAAAAAUAUCUCGAUCUGCCUCAGCCGGAAAAUGCGAUCCAGGCGAAGUACAUCUGGAUUGAUGGUACUGGCGAAGGUUUACGUAGCAAGACCAGAACUUUGAGUUCUGUGCCGAAACAUCCUGCCGAUCUGCCAACAUGGACUUACGACGGCAGUUCGACGUACCAGGCCGACGGUGCCAACAGUGAUAUAUUUCUCUACCCUGUGGCGAUUUAUAACGAUCCCUUCCGUCGCGGUAACAACAAGCUCGUGCUCUGCGACACUUACUACAGCGACAAGACGCCAACGAAGUCGAACAAGCGGUAUCGCGCGAACCAGGCGAUGGAGACUAUCAAGGAUCAGGAACCCUGGUUCGGUAUCGAGCAAGAGUACACUCUGUUGGACUUCGACGGUAGGCCGCUCGGUUGGCCCAAGAAUGGUUUCCCGGGCCCACAGGGUCCCUAUUAUUGCGGCGUCGGCGCCGAUAAAGUGAUCGGUCGCGAGAUAGUCGAGGCCCAUUACAGAGCCUGCCUCUACGCCGGCGUGAAGCUCGCGGGGACCAAUGCCGAGGUGAUGCCCUCGCAAUGGGAGUUCCAGGUGGGACCAUGCACGGGCAUCGACGCGGGAGACGAUCUGUGGAUCGCUCGAUUCAUCCUGCAGCGCAUCGCCGAAGAAUACGGUGUGAUCGUCACCCUGGACCCGAAACCGGUCGACGGCUCGUGGAACGGCGCCGGUGCCCACACCAACUUCUCGACGAAGGCGAUGCGCGGCGAAAACGGUAUCGCCGAGAUCGAGAAGGCGAUCGACAAGCUCAGCAAGCAACAUCUCAGGCACAUCCAGGCGUACGAUCCGCGCGGAGGAAAGGACAAUGAGCGCAGGCUGACUGGCAAGUGCGAGACCAGCAAUAUCCAUGACUUCAGUGCCGGGGUGGCCAAUCGAAACGUCAGCAUCCGCAUUCCCCGUGGCGUCGCUGAGGAUAAGAAGGGCUACCUGGAAGACAGGAGACCUAGCAGCAAUUGCGAUCCCUACUCCGUUUGCGACGCCCUGGUCCGUACUUGCGUGCUCAACGAAUAAUAAAGUCGCGCGGCGACGAGGUUGCGCGUAGAAGACACGCCGGACCGACACGCACACACCCGCAUACACCUGGAGCGUACAAUUACUUGUAGAACUUAGAAUCCUGUCUGUUUCUUUAUUUGGAACGGUGGUUAAUGUUGAACUUAUCUGCCGGAAAAGUAGCGCAAAAUUUGAGCAAUCAGCGUCUUAUUAAGUAUCAUUCGAAAUGCUUAACUGCAGGUUCUACAAAAACGAAAUUUGCCAUUAACGAUCGGGCAUGGCAAAUGCCGAAAGAGAAUUGACCGGUUAGUGUUGCACGAUCGGUUCGGUUCUCUUUAACUGUUCACGUUAUGGAUAAGAUAUUAUUGUUUAGAGAAGAGCAGAGCGGACCAUUGAUUCGUGAUCGAUUUAUUUGGAUUGUCGAUGCCAGCUCGGCAUAGUCAGGAUAUAAAUAUUAGGUAAUUAAAAAAGCGAGCUUGUAAUUAUAAGUGCGAGGCAUAUGUUACUGUUCAAGUUAAUCGCGUUAAAUCGCUUCCUAAAGCUCGUCUUUUUAUAGAUUUUAUAAUACCAUUUUAGAAAGCGACAUGAGAACAAAUAAGGA